Monoraphidium neglectum is the source of this 993-nucleotide messenger RNA. RefSeq lists its product as uncharacterized. The coding region runs from base 1 to 993 and encodes 330 amino acids. The transcript is spliced from 3 exons. NCBI's taxonomy places the organism in Eukaryota, Viridiplantae, Chlorophyta, Chlorophyceae, Sphaeropleales, Selenastraceae. The record is from RefSeq and is a predicted model, not a curated record.
AUGGCGGUCGACAGCGCGCCGCAGGCGCUGGCAGAUGGGGAGGCGGAGCCGCCGAUCGACGAGGGCGCGGCGUCCCUGCUCAAGCUGCUGCCCAAAAGGCUCCGCCGGCAGCUGAAGCAGCAUGCGCGGCCGGCCCCUGGCGCGCCGCGCCUGAAAGAAGUGCUGCUGCACGGCCACCGCCGCCCCGCGCUGGCGCGCCUGAGCGACGGCGCAACAACAGAGCUGCGGGAGCGGGUGCCUCUGUCAGAGGCGCUGGAAGCGCUGUCAGGCGCCAGGCGGCGCUGCAUGGAUGGGGACGAUGAUGCGGGCCAGCGCGGCGGCGGCGGGGCGCAGAGGGACCAGGCGCGGCCGCGCUCGGCGGCGGGCGGAAAAGGCGGUAGCAGCGGCGGCGGCGUUGGCGGCGGCGGGCCCUUGUUUGAUUCUGACAACCGGAUGGCCCUGCCAGGCUGCCUGCACCGCAUCAGCGCCGCCGCCGGCCGCGACAGGGCCGUGUGCGGCCUGACCUACCGCGUCGGGCGCCACGUGCCCGGCGCCGCCGCGCCGCUGCUCGACAUCCUGACUCAAAUCAAGCGUGCGCAGCGCGGCGGCGGCGGCGGCGGCGGCGGCGGCGGCGCCGGCGGCAGCGCAUCCCUGGGCGGCGGCGGCGGCGGUGCCCCGUCGCUGCUGCUGCUGGGGCGGCCGGGGGCCGGGAAGACGACGCUGCUGCGGGAUGUGGCGCGGGUGUGCGCCGACGAGCUAGGCCUGUCCGUGGUGGUGGUGGACACGAGCAACGAAAUCGCCGGCGAUGGCGCAGAACCCCACCCCUGCAUCGGGCGCGCGCUGCGGCUCCAGGUGCCGCACAACAGGAGCCAGGCUGAGGUCAUGUUGGAGGCGGUGCAGAAUCACGGCCCCGAGGUUAUCAUCGUGGAUGAGAUCGGGUCAAAAGAGGUGCGCCGCGCCGGCACCGCCGGGCCGGGGGCGAGGGAGGGAGGCGAUGGCUGCGUGUCAAGCUGA